Antechinus flavipes (yellow-footed antechinus) is the source of this 961-nucleotide messenger RNA. RefSeq names its product glioma pathogenesis-related protein 1-like. The coding region runs from base 1 to 930 and encodes 309 amino acids. The transcript has 2 exons. Lineage: Eukaryota; Metazoa; Chordata; Mammalia; Dasyuromorphia; Dasyuridae. The record is from RefSeq and is a predicted model, not a curated record. Gene Ontology annotation, cellular component: extracellular region.
AUGGAGCUCUUCUCCCACACAUUCCUGGCCCCAAACCUGGGACACACCCUUCAAAUAUCCACAAAGAUCUGCUGCCUCCUUCUCAUUCUGGCAAAGUUUACUGGACAUGGGGGUUGGAAGAUCAUGGACUCCUGCCUUAAAAUUAUGAUAUUUUCACUUUUUUCCAUCUGCAACUGGGCAUAUAAAAUAGAUACUCUGCCCACCAUUGAAAAUGAAGCUUUCAUCAAAGAGUGUGUUGACAGUCAUAACAAGUUUCGAUCACAAGUGACUCCCAAAGCCAGUAACAUGUUGCGUGUGAGCUGGGAUGCAGAUUUGGCCAAAGUUGCUAAAGAAUGGGCGCAGAAGUGUAAGUUUGGACAUAACCCUGAUCUGAAUAAACCCAAAAAGUUGCACCCUACCUUCUCUACAGUGGGAGAGAAUCUCUGGAUUGGCUCAGUUGGAUCAUUUUCUGAAAAUUUUGCCAUCAAAACGUGGAAUGAUAAGGCAAAAGACUAUGACUUCCAGAAUAAGAAAUGUACUGGGAUAUGUGGUCAUUAUACUCAGGUGGUCUGGGCAGAGUCUUACAAGAUUGGCUGUGCAGUUCAAUAUUGCCCCCAAAUUGCUCAGUCUUUCAUUAUCAAUGGAGUAAUUUUUGUGUGUGACUAUGGACCAGCAGGAAAUUAUAAUAUGCAGCCCUACACGGAAGGAGAACCCUGCAGUGCCUGUAAAGAAGAUACCUGUGUGGAUCAGCUGUGUACAAAUCCAAAGCGGGAUGGAGAGGCUGCAAGUCCCAAGCCAGAUGGAGAUGCUGCAACUCACAAGCCAGGAACUCAGGAGACAACCAAGGGCCGCCACAAAGUUUCUCUUGUUUUAAUCUUGGUGCCAAUAUUUGUUAUACUGGCUAUCAUAUUGAUCAUUGUGAUAGUGAUAAAGCGUUAUUUCGCAAGGUAAAUCAUUUCUCAAUAAAUUUAAUCCAAAGGGA